ACUUUACCAAAUGAUAAAGGGAGAGGGCAUAUUUAUUCAAACAUUGCUGAUAACAUUUACUGAUAAAUAUCAGGGCCUUGAAACUCGCUAGGAUAUACCGUAUUUUUAUAGUCUCGAAGUAGUUACAGUCCUUAAAUUCCACUAUUUUUGUUUCUUAAAGAAAACAUCUAUUUGUAGAAAAGGAGGAUCUCAUUAGUUAUUGUGACAUUAAAUAAGUCUGACAGCAAAGAAAAAGUACUCUAGAAGUUUGCACCAUUGUACAUUAUUGAUGUUCAUUUACCAGAGCUUGACAGAUUAAUCUGAUACAACUAAGAAUUAGUAUUUAAUAAAAAUAUUAUGAGGAAUAACUGAUACAAGGCAAAGAAUGAAGAGGUUCAAGUUAAUGCCUUCAGAACAGAUUAUAAUAGUGCUGCUUUAAGGUAAACUUAAGAGAUGAUGAGGACUGUUGUGGUUAUUUGGUAGGAGUUAGAAAAUGGUUGAAUAUAAAUGCCUUCUGAAAACAUAAGCUUGAAACACGCACAAGAAAAAGCAGUUGUAUGACCUUAAAAAUGGAUUUGUAAAUUUGACGUUUUCUCCUUUCUUUAGAAAUAUCAAAAACUGUCUUUACAGGAAUAUUCACCAGUGUUGUAGACCAAAGUAACCUGAUGUGUUUAGCUGUGAAGAUGCAAGAUGUAAGCUACCGGAGUAGAAUCUCUGCUUCCUUGAUGCUGAGACUGAGUGAGAGGAAAGGUGGUAAUGUAGGUGGGGAGUAUACAUGUAAGGUGCUAUUUGUAAUCCUGUAGUGAUAUAAGGUGCCUUUAUGAAGUCACUUACUGAAGACUUUGACUAAUAUGUUGUGCAUAUCACCUAUUUCACUUUUAUCAGAUUUAUUUAUUCCUAAUAAAUUUUCUCAAAGGCACAAAUAAUUGUAGUAAUACUGUUUUUAUAUGUGAAUUUAUUUCAUGCAGGUGAUCCUGUACAGGUGGAUACAUCUUAUUUUAAAGAACGUACUGCACUUGAGACUGCUAAAAGGGCACAGCCUAAUGGCUACUCUCCUACAAGUCUGUUACUGUGGUAAGGGCUUAGUCUGAAUUAUAUUUUGUUUUAGUCUUAUGGCCAUAUAAAAAAUAAGUUGAGGAAACAAAAGCAUAUGAUAGAAAGUGAUAAAGAUCUUGAAAUAUUUUAGAGAAGAAUUUUACUCACAAAAGAAGCUUCAAAUUUCUUUAACACUCAAAGACCUGGUAAAAGGAAAGAUAAAAUUCAUUUUGGCUUAACUCUAAUUAUUUGUCUCUUUCAAGAGGGCAGAGCUUAUAUUUAUAUUUUAAAAAUUAAUUAAUUAAAAAUACUGGGGGUAUUGAACCUCAACCAAAACUGAAAGAAGCAAUACCUAUACCAAAGAGGUCAUUUUUACUUUUGCAUAACUUUCUCCUUUGCUUCUAACACAUCCCCCCUCAAACACAAAAAAUGUGCCCUUGAAGAUUAAAAACUAUAGCAGUUACUGUCUGUUAAAAUAGGAAUGGGUGUUCAUGUUUUAGUUUUUUAGUUUUCAUUGUUACUGUUGUGGUUUACUUUCCAUUAUGAAGUUUUGUGUGGUAAUGAUAGAAUUUGAAUCAAGCUGAUAAUGACUAAAAACGUUUUCUACUGUGACCAAAUGAGUGCUAUUUUUUAAGUUUUGUCUUCAUAUUUUAUAUCCUUACAGUGCAGUCCAGGUUGGAACAAGUCAGUUUUAUGACUUCUGUUUCAACCAGUAUCUUUAUGAUAAUUGCUGCCUCUCUCUUUCCGUCUGAGUGAAGAAAAAGUUAUUAAGCAUAAAAAAUAAUAACAAAGUUAAAAUAGUCUAAAUAGUCUGUCAUGUAACUUCUAAUACUUGUUUACUGUGACAGUUGUUCGCCUUUUAUCUUCUCCAAUGUCUCUUUGAAGAAAUAGAAUGUUAAAAAUGUUUUAUGAUUGGAAGCAUGUAAAAGGGAGUGGUGAGCAAUAACCCCUCUGCAUACCAUGAUAAAAAUUACUCUUCUGCCUGGUCUUUGACAAUUUACAUGGGAAUUCUUCAUCAUGAGCAAGAGCAAUGAAUAAAAUACUUAAUUAUGUAACACUUCUUCUAGUUUAAUUAAUCACUGUUACUGAUUAAUAGCAGUUGUGCAGUACUAAGUAUUUUCUGAAGCUCAGUUAUCUUGCAGAUAAACGCUGAAAGAAUAAAAAAAAAUGCCCAAAGUAACUUACUUGUAGUUUUCAUUAUGAAGUAUAAUGAAUUUGUUUUUAUUCACUGCUAUUAACUUUUAUUGAUCUUAUAAGCAGUUUAUGGGAGUCCAGUCAUGUUCUGCAAACUAAGAAGACAUUAAGAAUGGUAAAUGCCGGGGGUGUUGCAGAAGUGCCUCAUGUGAUACCUUCUAUUCUCAGCAUAGGCUAAAAUUAGAACUAGAGUGACAUUGCACUGGAGUCUGAGUGAGAGUUCCAAAUGGUUUUGAUAGUACAAGCAAAAUUUGUACCUUACCUAGGCUCUUGCACAGAAAGCAAUGAGUCAUGGAAAAUCUUUGAAAGCCAAAUAUUUGAGGAAAAGAUGAUUUUAAAACAUUAGCCUGAUUUGAUUUGGAUCUUGACACUCGGGAGGUCUACAAGAUGGCAAAAGAGAUGUGAAGAGUAUGAGAAGUCUUUUUUAAAAAGGUGAUACAAGCACUAAGGCGCUGAAAUUCACAGUUGGAGUCCUGUGAUUGAACCUGAACAUGUAAGAAUCAUGACUGAAACUGCUGUUUGCAUUGGAUCAUUCACUGCUGUGAAGACACUUUGGGAAGUGAGAAUACAGAAGAUAAAUGAAGAAUUACGGAAAGAAAAGGAAUUCAGAGAGAGGUCUGCAGGAAGGUUACUGCUUGUCUGGGAGGAGAGAACCACUUUAGCAAAACUCAAAGAGAAAGUAGUUAAUGAAGAUGGAAGAGCAGUUUUAAGGAUAGAGGAAGAAGAAUGGAAGACAUUACCUUCCUGCUUAUUGAAAUUAGUCCAUCUCCAAGAAUGGCAGCUUCAUAGAACUAGCUUGCAGAAAAUUCCUCAGUUUGUUGGAAGAUUUCACAAUCUCGUUGUUCUCGAUCUAUCCCGGAAUUCAAUAGAAAGCAUACCUAAAGAAAUUGGCCAGCUGACUGGCCUCCAAGAGCUGCUUCUCAGUUACAAUAGAAUAAAGUCUGUUCCUAAGGAAAUAAGUAAUUGCAUCAGUCUGGAAAGAUUGGAACUGGCUGUCAACAGGAAUAUCAGUGAUCUUCCUCUGCAGCUAAGUGAUUUAAAGAAGCUUUCACACAUAGAUUUGUGUAUGAAUCAGUUCACCGCCAUCCCUUCAGCUCUUCUGAACAUGCCAAAUUUAGAAUGGUUAGAUAUGGGAGGAAAUCGACUCCAGAAGCUUCCUGAUGCUAUUGACAGAAUGGAGAAUCUCCAUACUUUGUGGCUCCAAAGGAAUGAAAUUAACUCUUUGCCAGAAACCAUUGUUAAUAUGAAAAAUCUUAGUACUCUUGUUCUUAGCAACAACAAACUUAAGGAUAUUCCUUCUUGUAUGACACACAUGACGAAUCUGAGAUUUGUCAACUUCAGAGACAACCCACUGGAGUUAGAGAUAACACUCCCUCCAUGUGAGAAUACAGAAGAAGAGGAGCAACAGGAAAUGUUCGGCAUUGAAUUCAUGCACAUGUAUAUCCAGGAGUCACUGAAGAAAACAGGAAAUGUGGAAAGCCGCACUUCUGAUGCUUCUCCUAUCAUAACUGCUAAUGAUGAAGGAACCUAACUGUAAGUAGAAACUAUCAAAAGAUGCUUCUUCCUAACAAUACGGCUUGCAACUAGUUUCAAGUAUUCUUAGGGAUUUCACUUUUCUAGUAAUGAGAACUGCUUUGCAUAUUUUUAAUUUCCAGUCAAACUGGGAAAUAUAAAACCUUUUCUUGGGGUAAGAAAGAGUAAAACUGGUUUUCUGUAAGCACCAAAUCUGCUUUUUAUACAAUCCAGACAGAUUUUGUAGUUUUUCUGCCAGUUCCAAAUCUGCAUCUUGUCACGUCGUUGUCUCUGGGACAGCUGUCAACAGGACAUUCUCCAAGGACACAGAGGAAUCUGUAUAGUGCUGUAGUGCAGCCUUGUAUCCUCGAUGUUGUAAAUAUCUGAUCCGUCCGUGAUCAAUCACAAGUUUACAGAGGGAACCUAUCUCCUUCCGCUCUUCAACAGUAAGGAGCCUAGUUUCACAGAGAGGGAAAAAAAAAACAACACAACAGAAUGUGUUAGGAGAAUAAUUUUGUUAAUUAACAUUAGCAGUUGAACUUAGAAAGACUACUAAAAUCAGUAUAUUUUCACUUCAAAUCAGGCAAGCAUAUGUAAAUAUUUACGUUCAUGAAAAUUCUAUUUAUAAAGUAGAAUGUUUCUAUAGAAUAAGUAAUUAUAUUGCUUCUGUAAAAUGAGUUAUUUCAGAGACCCAAACCAAUUUCAUGUUCCAAUAUCCAUAAUUCUGAUUUUUGUAAGAGUUUUUAUGCUAGAAAAAAAAAAGAAAUCACAUACCCUUGUAGAGCAUCAGAACCAGUCCCUGUUUUACUGUAUAUUUGGUCAUGCUCUUCUGUGUUGGUAGUGUGAUCUUCACUUUCUUCAUUUGUAGAGGCUUUGGUUAUGGUUCCUCUCAUGCCACAAGUGGCCCAGCUACUCAUCCUUUGAAAAUAAUGAAAUUCUACUGGUCCAAGUCCUACUGAUCUAAAGAACUCUCUGCCUACAUAAUGUGUCCAGUCACAUUUGUGAUGGCAACACAGCGCAAUAACAAUUCCAGCUACAGGCUUAAAGUCUUCUUUGUUCCUUUCAUUGUCAUCAUCAUUUGAACUGUUAGAAGCUCCUUCUGCCUUAUUCUUUGUACGUUUUGGUGCAGGCUCUUCAUCUUCUUCAUUACAGCAAGUUGCAUAACUUUCUACCAAACAUCUCAAAGCAAGAUCUGGGAAAAAAAAAAGAAAAAAAAAAAAGAGAAAGAUACAGAAAAUAAGAGCAAUGAAUGUACACCUUGCCUUCACUUACAUAGGCUAUAUGGCUGCUGGGAACAUGCUUCCCUCAAAGAACGAAAGUGCAUCACAAGCCAAAAAGCAACAACUUUGAGGAUAGCUAAAAAUAAGCAGCAUACUGUGAAAGGAUGAAAACUUCAUAUGCUAAAUGAAUAUUAUGAGUCCUGCACAGCUAUUAAGUUCUUAUUCUCUUCAGUCUUUCUUCUACCCCAAUCAGGCUGAAAUAUUUUGAUUACCAGACUGGCAUACUUAUCCUUCUUUAGAAAGCAUGCAAAUAUUGCUCUAAAAGUUUCACAUCCAGGACACACUCUCUUUAAUAAAUAUGCUUCUUAAUGUCCAAA
Lagopus leucura (white-tailed ptarmigan) is the source of this 5317-nucleotide messenger RNA. RefSeq names its product leucine rich repeat containing 39 (gene LRRC39). The record is from RefSeq and is a predicted model, not a curated record. The transcript is spliced from 10 exons. Gene Ontology annotation, molecular function: protein binding. The coding region runs from base 2711 to 3739 and encodes 342 amino acids. Lineage: Eukaryota; Metazoa; Chordata; Aves; Galliformes; Phasianidae.